Molecule: messenger RNA, 1050 nt
Organism: Zasmidium cellare ATCC 36951
Lineage: Eukaryota; Fungi; Ascomycota; Dothideomycetes; Mycosphaerellales; Mycosphaerellaceae
Exons: 1
Coding region: 1-1050 (349 amino acids)
Source: RefSeq, a predicted model, not a curated record
AUGUCCAGCGAGGAAUUGCCCACUAUGCAAUAUCGACUUCUAGGACGUACAGGGCUCAAAGUGUCCUGCAUCUCGCUCGGUGGAUGGCUGACUUACGGCACGGCCGGUGGUGGCCACGUGGACGACGAAAAGUCGUUCGAAUGCAUGAAAGCCGCCCACGAUGCAGGAAUUAACUUCUUCGACUGUGCAGAAGGAUACGCCGGUGGCGAAAGCGAACGAGUCAUGGGGAAAUGCAUCCAGCACUACGGCUGGAAGAGGAAUGAUAUCGUUGUGUCCACCAAGAUCAAUUGGGGCCAGACCAAUGGCGACAAUCCGAUCAACAACACGGGCCUGAGCAGAAAGCACAUUAUCGAGAGCACGGAGGCGAGCUUGGAGAGACUGGGUCUGGAAUAUGUCGAUGUGCUCUACGCCCACCGUCCCGAUCGUGAUACCCCAAUGGCGGAGGUUGUGCGUGCGUUCAAUUUUCUCAUCGAUCAUGGCAAAUGCUUCUACUGGGGGACUUCGGAGUGGAAUGCAGACGAGAUUGAACGUGCUCAUCGCAUCGCCGACACGCUGCAUCUGGUGGGUCCUGUCGUCGAACAGCCACAGUACAAUAUGCUGUGCAGACAAAGGGUGGAAGCGGAAUACAGUCUGCUUUACGAGGUGCAUGGGUUGGGACUCACGCCGUACAGUCCUUUGAAGGCGGGCAUUCUGACUGGGAAAUACAUUGAUGGCAUCCCGGCGGAUUCUCGCUUCGCGCGUAGUAACGACAGCUUCGUUCAAGGUAUGCAGGCCCGUUUCCAAACCCCUGAAUGGGAGCGAGAAAGCAAGGCUGUCAUUGCUUUGAGCAAAAUUGCUGGGCAGCUUGGGACAGAUCUGCCAAAGUUGGCAAUGGCAUGGGUGCUGCGGAACAAGAACGUAGCAUCGGCAAUCACUGGGGCGAGCAAACCGGAGCAAGUCUGGGAGUCAGUCAAGAGUAUAAGGCUUCUCGACAGGUUGACCGAUACUGUGAUGCAAGAGAUCGAAGAAGUACUCGAUAACAAACCGCUAGAGCUUACGAGACGUUUCUAA